This is a messenger RNA of Mya arenaria, 3463 nucleotides long. RefSeq lists its product as uncharacterized. Lineage: Eukaryota; Metazoa; Mollusca; Bivalvia; Myida; Myidae. Gene Ontology annotation, molecular function: zinc ion binding. Bases 328 to 2808 code for a protein of 826 amino acids. The transcript is spliced from 11 exons. The record is from RefSeq and is a predicted model, not a curated record.
AUUUUCAACCUGUUGUGCAAUUCUUUAUUCUAUUUUUGGACAAAGACUAUUUAAGUCUUUUUGAAACUAAAGAAGACACAGUGCGCCUUGUGCCACCGCAAGGUUAUUACCAAAACGCUAAGUUGAAAUCUGCUGACAGAUCAGACAGCUGAAGCUUGUGGAAGUUUUGUUAAGCCAGUGAAGUUGUUUCAUUCUUAUUUUGUUUUCUGGGGCGGAGUCCAGGACUUGUCAACAAUUUCAGGUUUCUGUGCCGGACGAAAGUUUUGCUAUUUGAGUGACAAGCUGCUUGGUGAAGGUUCAUCUCCGACGUUGAGUGUGUGUAGUGUUAUGCUAAAGCACCCCUGUAAAUUUUAUAAUACAACAGGAAAGUGCCGGUUUGGUAGACACUGUAAAUUUUCACAUUCAUUAGAAACGUUAGACGGGUUGCAGGCUCAAAUAACAGAAAAUGAAGCAGUAAACAGUGAAACCGUCGCCAGCUCAUCAGAGGUUCAGCAUAACUUUCAGUCUAACCCUAUCAACAAUAAUGAAGGCUUAAAGUCAGUAUCCAGUGGGGAAGUUGAAAGUAUUACGUCAGGAAUCAGUCAUCUUCAAUCUUUUGCCAGUACCAGUAAAGAUGAAGCAGUAGAAAGCAGAGAAGUUAAGGUGACUGCAAAUCACCCUAAGAUUUGCAAUUUUUUCUUGAGGCAAAGAUAUUGCCGCUAUGGGAGUAAAUGCAAAUUUCAACAUGUUUUGCCAUCACUGUCAGCUAUUAGAGGAGAGAAAAAUCAUGAAAUUUCAAGAGAUGCGAGGGAAGCCGAGAAAGAAACUAGCAAAAAUGUAGUUAAUAGUAGUACAACAGGAUCAAAUCAGUAUGAGACCGCUGAAGAGGAAAGGCCCAACAUGUCAGAAUGGCCAGGGCUGCAGGUUGAGACUAAUGAGACAAAAGCUAACCAAGCGGAAAUGGAAACCAGAAGACCAAAGCUGUGCAGGUUCUAUCGUCAAGGUUAUUGCAGAUUAGGCAAAAAAUGCAACUUUUAUCAUCCACCACGCCCACAAAAACAACAAGAAAGAAAAGAAAAAGGCACAGAUGAACCGAAAGCAAAUUCCAAUGUAGAGCCUGAAGACACAGGGUUUACUGAAGUUGUUGCAAGGAAACCAAAGGUGUCACAAUUUCUUGAAAUAACUGAACUUGACAAAGAGAAACAGAAGGAACUGAGACAGACUGAAAUAACCCAGCUUAAACGCAGAUUUCCGAAAGACCACAUCACAGUACUGAAAGAUACAGAUGAAGAGACUGUCAUUCGAUUUACCUUCAUUCCUUCUGAUCCAGACUGGCCCUUUGAUGUGCGCAAUUUUGAUAUUCAAGUUUCCAUUGGCCAGGAUUAUCCUCUGAAGCAACUGCAAGCGGAGGUUCCAUUGGAUCAAGAUUUACCUGCUACAGUACAAAGGUACAUAGAGGUAUCCCUGCAGGAGUGGUUGAGCCAGCGGGCCAGGAACGGGGAGGAAAAUGGAACAGUCGAGCUUGUGUUCCGACCUUUUCUGCGCUGGAUGGACAGAAGCAUGGAGACAGUUGUCACUGAGGGGCUGAAACAGCUGAGACGCGAACUGACAGCUAAGGCAGCUGGUCUCCAGUUUAUCACUGCUUCAGAGUUAAAGCAAAGUCUGCCGGCCAGUGACUUAGGUUCAGACUCCGAUGAUAUAAGCCCUGAUGGUGAUGAUGUAAAGGACAACAGAAGGCCUGUCGCUUACAGGAAGGGCGACUACCAUGAUGAGACGUAUGAGCCCCCAGCCAACCAGAGCAGCAGUGAAGAGGAAGAUGAGGGGAGCGAAAACGACAACAGUGAUGGGUCAGACCAAAAUCAGGGUGAAACAAAUGAUGACAAGGUCCAUCAGAGGCCUACCGUGGAUGCCAACACAGAGCGGCGCGGCACUGAGAUGUCCUUCAAGAAUAUGCAGAUCUGGUACUGCACCACCGUCAUGGUUGAGAAGCUAAAACUGGUGGUGCACUGUGAGCGUUGUAAGAAUGCCACUGAUUUCUCCACACCGCCAAAUCGUGUGAACUCUGUGCCUUGCAGCAAGUGUAACAGCACCAUGCUUGUGGUGUUUCGUCCUGUUCUGGCCCACUCCUACUCCUCCACGUUUGGCUACCUGGACCUGGAUGGGUGUACAGUGUUUGAUGUGAUCCUCCAGGACUGCCACCUCUCCAUGGGCUGCAUCAUGUGUUCAAGGGAUAUCCUUGUCAAGAAUUUAUCCCCGGGCCGAGUAUUGGACAUUUUCUGUCGAGGCUGCCACCACAAGAUGCAGUUUGCUGCAGAGGCAGUUAAAUUUCAACACCUAACAACUUCUGAUGUGGACACAUCCAAAUUUUCUGGCAGCGUAUACAAGGUAUCGGUGAGAAAGAUGACACGGGUGAUCAAGGACCCCUCUAUCCAGGAAGGCAAGUCUCUGCCAGACAAUGGUGCAUGUAAACACUACAAGAAGAGCUUCAGGUGGCUAAGGUUCCCAUGCUGUGGUAAAACAUACCCAUGUGAUCUUUGCCAUGAUGAUAAGGAAGACCACGAGAUGAAGUUUGCCAACCGAAUGAUUUGUGGAUUCUGCUGCAGAGAACAGCCGUACUCUGCAGAGCGCCCAUGUGCAGGAUGCAGCAGUGCCCUAACUAAGGUGCGGACAGCCCACUGGGAGGGCGGUCGGGGAUGCAGGAACAAACUAUCCAUGAGCAAGACUGAUGAUAAGAAGUACACGAACAUGAACAAGACAGUGUCCAACAAGGCAAAGGCCACGCAGGUCAAGAAAACAGGAGCGAAGAACACAAAACUCCGACACACAUAGACACAGUGGAUACAGUGUCACUUGCAUGUAGACAAUAUAGAUGACAUUAUGGUCAGAUAAUGGGCAUAUUUACUCGAGCUUUUUCAAGGACUUUGCAUAUUAUUUCAAUUAUGUUAAUGUGAUUUUAAUUACACUUAAAACUAAUUGUGUUUGUACAUAAUAGUAUGGGUAAGUUUAUUAUAAAUUGUUGAAAAGAAUGUAGGACGAAACGUUAUAAAUAUUGUAUUAUUUUUGCAUAUUUUUCUAUACUAAAUUUGUAUUAAUUAGUAUUAUUUACCCAUUAUUCAGUGGUUUACACAUACUAUGCAUGGUGUUGUUGUAUUUUUGUGAUUCUGGUGUAACAAUUUAUUUGGGACGAAACACCUUAAGCAGGUGAAAGUGGUCAAGUGGUUUACUGUACGUUUCCUCCUCCUCCUCGAUCCCCACCAUGGUUACGUCUCAUGACCUUUUUAAAAGGAUACCGUAUUGGUAUAAGCCCAGGAAAUGGACUCGGAUUUUUAGUAUCAACCAAGAUUAUAACAUAAUUAUGAUAAACUAUUUAGUCAGAAAAUAAACACUGUAUCAUUUUUUUUUUGGUUUGCUUACUGAAUACUGUGAAAACGAGUAAAUGUUGUGUCAAUUCAGAAGUGGCAAAUAAAUGUGUUAUUAUAUCAAA